Molecule: messenger RNA, 2350 nt
Organism: Exophiala xenobiotica
Lineage: Eukaryota; Fungi; Ascomycota; Eurotiomycetes; Chaetothyriales; Herpotrichiellaceae
Exons: 2
Coding region: 255-2225 (656 amino acids)
Biological process (GO): carbohydrate metabolic process
Molecular function (GO): hydrolase activity, hydrolyzing O-glycosyl compounds
Source: RefSeq, a predicted model, not a curated record
CUCUCUUAGUCAUCCGCAUUGACCUUCAUUCGUAAAGCCGCGUGACUGUGAAACCAGACAGGUUACGAGUUGCUUUUCCAAACUUCAGCCCAUUCCUUGAUAUCUGUUUCAUCUCACUGUCCACGUCCCCUUUUUGGCACUUCAAGGUCGCUUGUCGGGGCGCUGACCGCCGGAAGCCUCGUAAUUGCUCCUCAGAGUCACUGAAAUCUAUCGUUUCCAGCAGUACCAGCCGUCAAAGCUGGCACAACUGAAACAUGCUUGUCGAGGGCAGUACCCUUCAAAUCGAGGACUAUGGCCUCAUCGGCGAUAUGAGGACUUGUGCACUUGUUGGCAAGAAUGGCAGUAUUGAUUUCAUGUGCUGGCCACAAUUUGACGCGCCAUCAAUCUUUGGCAGACUUCUGGAUACUAGCAAGGGCGGCGGAGGCCACUGGAGCAUCGGUCCUCGGAACAGCACUGUCUGCAAGCAAAAUUACAGAUCUUCCACGAACAUCCUACAGACCAAAUGGAUUGAUGAGGAAGGCGUGGUUGAUUUGACCGACUUCUUCGCAUUAUCAAAAUAUAACAAGCUCCUCCGUGAGAAAUGGAGCGGCUCAACACUGGUACGAAAGCUCGAAUGUGUUCGCGGCCACAUGUCAAUCGACAUCGAGCUCCGGCCACGCCCUGGUUACGCCUCAAAUACAGGCUUCAUGCACGGCUCAGAGGUGAAGACCGAAGAUGGCACGUACCAUCAAUCACUUACCUGGAUCCCUGAGGAUGACGAUGGAUCAACGGACGUCCCCGAAUUCUACGUGGCAUAUUGCACGCACGACCGCCCUCUUAGCGAGACGCCAUUAAUGUUCCAACCAGCGACAAACCACAAAGGGGUAGAAGACAAACUCCGUGCCACAUUCGACAUUCAAGAAGGCCAACAAAUCUACAUGAUAAUGUGCAACAAGCACGUCACACCGCACCUGACCCACGAUCUCAUCGCGGGGCUCGAACAAGAUACCUACAAAUUCUGGACCAGCUGGAUCCAACCUUGCUCAUAUCGUGGCCGCUUCCAACAAGAGGUCGAGCGCAGCAUGUUGAUCCUCAAACUUCUCACCUACGAUCCCACUGGUGCCAUAGUAGCCGCGCCAACCUUCUCUCUUCCUGAAGCCAUCGGUGGGCCCCGUAAUUGGGACUACCGCUAUUCCUGGAUUCGCGACUCUAGCUUUACAAUUUAUGUCUUUCUGAAAAUGGGCUUCCCGGCCGAAGCCGAAGCAUACAUCAAUUUCAUCUUCGCGCGCAUUGCUGAGUGGCGUAGACAAACCGAAUCCUCCUCCACAACGCACCACUUACCUCUGAUGUUUAGCAUCGACGGCUCGACAUCUCUACCCGAAAUUACCCUCGAUCAUCUGUCCGGGUACAAAGACAGUCUGCCCGUGCGCAUCGGCAACGCCGCGACCGACCACGUGCAACUCGACAUCUAUGGCGAACUCAUGGACAGCAUCUACUUGUACAACAAGCACGGUAAACCCGUCUCGUACGCCCAGUGGCUUGACAUCCGCUAUUUGACCGACUUCGUCUGCGACAUCUGGGACGAGCCGGACAUGUCGAUCUGGGAAGUCCGCGGUAAGAAGCAGCACUUCACAUACUCCAAAAUGCUGCUGUGGGUUGCAGUAGACCGAGGCCUCAGGCUAGUGGAUAAGCGCAACUUUCCAUGUCCCAAUCGCAACAAGUGGCUGCAUACCCGCGAUCAAAUCUUCGAACAGGUUAUGGAGAGGGGUUUCAACUACGACUUGAAUUGCUUCGUCCAGAGCUACGAAGCACACACGACCCUCGACUCUGCCGUUUUGAUAGCGCCCCUGGUGUUCUUCAUGUCUCCUAAUGAUCCGCAGUUCGUUGGGACGCUGGACCGCAUCCUCCGCACACCUGAGAAAGGAGGCCUCACGUCUGCGGGCUUCGUGUUUAGGUAUGAUCACGAGAAGUCUGAUGAUGGCGUCGGAGGUCGUGAAGGCACAUUCGUCAUGUGUACGCUAUGGCUCGUCGAAGCGCUCGUCCGCGCGGGCAAGUACGACAAAAAAUAUCUCGAAAUCGCCAAGGGCAUGUUUGAAACAGUCACAAAUUUCCGAAACCAUGUCGGCAUGUUAAGUGAGGAGUUUGCGAUCAGUGGUGAGCAGCUGGGAAAUACGCCACAGGCGUUUAGUCAUUUGGCGUUUGUCAGUGCGGCCAUCAACUUGGAGCGCGUCAAGAAUGGAGAUUGAGACUGCAUGAUGAGAACAUAGGGACGCAACUCUGACAAACCCUUUCCUCUCCUAAAAAAUCCCUAGUAAUGAUGUGUAGUCUUUGAGCCGAAGCCGGUAACGAUUAGAUUAGAUCUGAUGAAGAG